Equus quagga is the source of this 737-nucleotide messenger RNA. RefSeq names its product tubulin alpha-3 chain-like. Gene Ontology annotation, molecular function: structural constituent of cytoskeleton; GTP binding. Gene Ontology annotation, biological process: microtubule cytoskeleton organization; mitotic cell cycle. The coding region runs from base 117 to 737 and encodes 206 amino acids. Gene Ontology annotation, cellular component: cytoplasm; microtubule. The record is from RefSeq and is a predicted model, not a curated record. The transcript has 4 exons. NCBI's taxonomy places the organism in Eukaryota, Metazoa, Chordata, Mammalia, Perissodactyla, Equidae.
GCUGAUGUUGAGGUGCACAAAUGCAUCUCUAUCCAUGUGGGGCAGGCAGGGGUCCAGAUUGGCGAUGCCUGCUGGGAAUGGUACCACGUUGAUCAUGGAAUUCACCUGAUGGUCAGAUGCCAAGUGACAAAACCAUCGGUGGUGGAGAUGACUGGUUCAACACAUUCUUCAGCGAAACUGGGGCUGGCAAGAGUGUGCCCAGAGCAGUGUUUGUGGACCUGGAGCCCACCGUGUUGGUAGUUGAAGUGCACACAGGCACCCACAGGCAGCCCUUCCACCCGGAGCAGCUGAUCACCAGGAAAGAAGACACAGCCAAUAAUUACGCCAGAGGCCAUAGCCCCAUCGGCAAGGAGAUCGUUGACCUGGUCCUGGACUGGAUCCGUAAACUGGUGGAUCUGUGCUCGGGGCUACAGGGCUUCCUCAUCUUCCACAGCUCCGGGGGCGGCCCCGGCUCUGGGUUUGCAUCUCUGCUCAUGGAGCGCCUCUCGGUGGACUAUGGCAAGAGGCCCAAGCUCGAACUUGCCAUUUCCGCAGCCCCCCAGGUUUCCACGGCCAUGGUGGAGCCCUCCAACUCCAUCCUGACCACCCACACGACCCUGGAACAUGCUGACUGUGCCUUCAUGGCGGACAGAGAAGCCAUCUAUGAUGUUUGUUGCCACAACCUGGAUAUCGAGCUGCCCAUGUACAACAACCUCAGUCAUCUCAUCCGGCAGAUCGUGUCCUCCCUGCAACUGUAA